AGUUCACUCCGCCCCUACCGCUGUAGACGCUGUGCCUAUGGCCCACAACUGAGCUGUCCGCUGUCCACAAGCCCAUGGUGCUGAAAUCACGGAUCGCUAACAAUGUAACGGCAAUGAAACAAAGAAACUGGGACCCCGAUGAACAGAAUAAUAAUGGACGAUGAUUUGUUCCAGUUGAGGCAGCUACCCAGUGUGGUGAAGUUUCGGCAUACCGGUCAGAGCAGUCGUUCAGAGGAUGACUGUAGGACGAGGGAUCAGAUGGUGCAGGCAGAGGGAGAACCCACGGACACGGGGUUUGCAGCUCUGGAAGAUGGAGCGCCGGUACCCCGAGAGUUCGCCAACCCCACUGACGAUACGUUCAUGGUGGAGGAUGCCGUGGAGGCCAUUGGCUUAGGCAUGUUUCAGUGGAAGCUCUCCAUCAUCACAGGCCUCUCCUGGAUGGCGGAUGCCAUGGAGAUGAUGAUUCUCAGUGUCCUGGCGCCGCAGCUGCACUGUGAGUGGAGGCUGCCCAGCUGGGAGGUGGCGCUGCUCACGUCGGUUGUAUUUAUUGGAAUGAUGAUCAGCUCUUCAUUAUGGGGGAACAUAUCUGAUAGGUACGGGCGAAAAACUGGUCUGAAAAUGAGUGUCCUGUGGACUCUCUUCUAUGGGAUCCUCAGCGCAUUCGCUCCUGUUUAUGGAUGGAUCCUGUUCCUUCGAGCCUUGGUCGGCUUUGGGAUCGGAGGAGCUCCUCAGUCAGUGACACUGUAUGCCGAGUUUCUCCCCAUGAAAUCCCGAGCCACGUGCAUUCUGCUGAUUGAGAUUUUCUGGGCUCUGGGCACAGUGUUUGAAGUGCUGCUUGCGAUCCUGGUGAUGCCCACACUGGGCUGGCGUUGGCUGCUCACCCUGUCCACCAUCCCACUCUUCAUCUUCGCCCUCCUCUGCUUCUGGCUGCCAGAGAGUGCCCGUUAUGACGUUCUGACUGGGGACAAGGAGAAGGCUCUGAACACACUCAAACGCAUUGCCAUGGAGAACAGGGUCCCAAUGCCACUGGGCAAGCUCAUAGUGGCCAGGCAGGAGGACAGAGGGAAGAUAAAGGACCUGUUCUUACCACACGUCCGCUGGACUACAGUUCUGCUCUGGUUCAUAUGGUUCUCUAAUGCUUUCUCCUACUAUGGACUUGUACUACUGACCACAGAGCUUUUUCAGGAGGGCGGGGCCUGUGGAGAGGCCAAAGGUAGUAAGACUGAGCCAAGCUGUAACCUUGAGUGCAAAUAUCUCAAUCCGGAUGAUUACAAAGACUUGCUCUGGACUACACUCUCUGAAUUCCCAGGUCUUCUUGUGACCCUGUGGGUUAUCGACAGGCUGGGGAGGAAGAAGACGAUGGCGCUGUGCUUCCUCGUCUUCUCGAUCUGCAUCAUGCCGCUCUAUGCCUGUGUAGGCAGGACCUCUUUAACCAUUCUGAUCUUCAUUGCGAGAGCAUUCAUCGCUGGAGGCUUUCAGGCAGCUUACGUUUAUACACCGGAGGUGUAUCCAACAGCGACAAGAGCCCUUGGUCUGGGUACAAGCAGUGGUAUGGCCCGUGUGGGAGCACUCAUCACCCCCUUUGUGGCACAGGUGAUGCUGGAGUCGUCCGUGUACCUGACGCUAUCCGUGUACUGCUGCUGCUGCCUGCUCGCUGCCGCCGCGUCCUGCGCACUGCCCAUCGAGACGACGGGCCGCGGUCUGCAGGAGUCCAGCCACAGAGUGGAGUGGGGUCAGGAGAUGAUGGGCCGAGCCACUAGCCCCAGCCCGGACAGUACUCACCGCUCCAGCUCCGGAUCACAAGACUGAGGCAGGCGGUAGACGAAAGACAGCUGGAGCACAGACAGGAAAGAGAAAUGGUGAAAUGGUCAAAGGUUGUGGGGGGAGGAAUGUUCAUAUUAUGGUUUUGGGUAUGUGUGAAGAAAGAGUCAGUCGGCAAAGGUGGUCUCGUUAGUCAUGUGACUCAAGGGCGGAGCAUGGAUCCAGGACAGACGGCCAGUAAUGGUGUCUGAGCAACCUUCUCUACACUGGGCCAGUGUAUCUGGACUGUACAAAACAAUGGUGCAGGAUAUAUGACAAGCUCCUUGGCAGUGAUCCACCCAUGUUAGUAUUACUUCAGACAACAGCCUGAGUUCACAGCCACCCACUGUUCAUAAUAUUCACCAUUAAAGGAAUACUUCACCAAAAAAGCUAGUGUUAUGAAAAAAUACUCUUAGGGGCCAGCAAAUAAGGUUUUGCUAAUACUGCUCCCCAUUACCCUGCAUUCACUGUUGACCAUGGUAGCUUAUUUGGGAGGGAGGUGAGGGUUGUGGAAUUACUGUCUCACAUGGUCUCAUAAGUCAGAGACUGAUAGGCUAAGUGCCCUGGAACAUAGCUGCCUCCACUGUUGUUUUAAAUGGCUCUCUCUGUAACCAGUAGGUAGGCCCUACAUUAGUCCUACUGUUGACCUUUCCACUAUUUUUUCUGAAGGAGACUUAGUUUGGAUGGAGGGAUGUGUAAAUAAAUUAACGUGCAGAAGUGAAGCUGCUGGGCGAUAAAUGAACGACUUACAACAUGUGUAAAAUCAUGAUUUCUGGUGUUUAUUUAACUACAUAAAAGAGCCUCACCACACAUCACCUGCCCACACCAAAAAAACAAAAAACACCACAAAAAUGUCUCUUUCAAAUUAAAUCUCGCAGUCCACCACAGAAACCUUGUUGUUCACACUCCCUUCAUUAGUUUCCGUCUAUGGAUCGAAGCAUGUCGUGAAUGUCAUAUCUGCUAUCGUUUUCAACAUUCUACCCUGUCAGAGAGCACCUCUCACAGACCUCAGGUCCCAUUUAGUGGGCUUGCUCUGCCAGACAGGUCAACACAUUAGCAUGGUGUCUCCAAUUAGCAGCAAGCCACCCACAGUCAUUUCAAUAAUGAAUAUGAACGCACACUAGUCAUUGCUUAUUAAAGUUAAGCAUCCUUUGAAAACCCAGAGAGAAUCCUAUAGCAGUAAAAUUAUGGCUUCAGCCAAGUCAAGGCAAUAUAUAUAUAUAUAUAUAUA
Messenger RNA from Electrophorus electricus (electric eel), 3031 nucleotides. RefSeq names its product SV2 related protein a (gene svopa). Gene Ontology annotation, molecular function: transmembrane transporter activity. Gene Ontology annotation, cellular component: membrane. Gene Ontology annotation, biological process: transmembrane transport. Lineage: Eukaryota; Metazoa; Chordata; Actinopteri; Gymnotiformes; Gymnotidae. The record is from RefSeq and is a predicted model, not a curated record.